UCCAGCUUCGCUCUUACCCCCUCCCCCUCUUAGCCUGGCCACAGACUUUCUUUCCUUAGGUCUUUCUAUCUAAAACCUUCUCCUCCCCUCCCCUCCCCCCAAACUCUUUGGAAAUCUUUCAACUUUCUUUUAAGUUUUCCCUGAGCAGUUUGGGGUCUGUUUCAGAGCUAGGUCCGGACGCUUUAACACCCCCAGCUGGGUAGAGUGGACGAGACAAUAGCUGCUAUCACUUUACCAUUGGAAGUGACCCCCGAAUUUGCACUUCUUUCAUCUUAAGACCAGAGCACUUGAGGGUGGGCGAUUUCCUGGGGGGAGUGGCUUAAGUCGCUUCUCCACCGGCCAGUUGGCUGUAGACGGUCCAUGCUCAGUGGUCCACUACAGAUAUGAAACCAGUUCUGGAGUGAGAGUGGCGCUCAGCUGGGGACGCUGCCCGCAGGGUGACUUAAAUGUCCCAAACUGGAAGGAGGAGAGAGAAGUGGAUGCCCCCAGGGCUCUGGGCCACCCUCGAGGUAUGUGGGAGUGAAGAACAUAAGGACUUCUAUCACAGUUUGAUGCCAUUGCCUCAGUUCAUGCUAAGGCGCCACAGUUUUACUCAAAUGUUAAUACAGUGAAAAAGACAAAUAAUAUCUUACUAUUAAAUUGUCUGAAUAUUAUUAUGAAAAUAGUUUAACUUGCAGACCCCUUGAAAAAGUCUCAUGGAACUCCACGGGUCCACGGACCGUACUUUGAGAAUCACUAUACUAGGGAAAGGCAGACCAGUUUUGGCUCUAUGUGAUUGUAAGCCUUUACAGGAUGAAAUCUCGGGAGCAGCUGGUGCAGCAGGUGCUACAGGAGUUGCAAGAGGCAGUGGAGUCCGAGGGCCUGGAGGGUCUUGUGGGUGCGGCCCUUGAGGCCAAACAGGUCCUGUUUUCCUUCACCCUCCCCACCUGCCGGGAGGGGGGCCCCGGCCCCCAGAUGCUGGAGGUGGACUCGGUGGCCUUGAGCCUGUACCCAGAGGAUGCUCCCCGGAACAUGCUGCCGCUGCUGUGCAAGGGCGAGGGCAGCCUGCUGUUUGAGGCGGCCAGCAUGCUGCUGUGGGGUGACGCAGGCCUCAGCCUGGAACUGCGGGCCCGGACUGUGGUGGAGAUGCUGCUGCACAGACACUACUACCUCCAGGGCAUGAUCGAGUCCAAGGUGAUGCUGCAGGCCGUGCGCUAUUCCCUGUGCUCCGAGGAGUCCCCGGAGAUGACCAGCCUGCCGUCCGCCACGCUGGAGGCCAUCUUCGAUGCGGAUGUCAAGGCCACCUGCUUUCCUAGCAGCUUCUCCAAUGUGUGGCACUUGUAUGCCCUCGCCUCUGUCCUGCAGCGCAACAUCUACUCCAUCUACCCCAUGCGCAACCUCAAGAUCCGGCCCUACUUUAACCGCAUCAUCCGGCCCCGUCGCUGUGACCACACACCUGCCACGCUGCACAUCAUGUGGGCUGGCCAGCCCCUCACCAGCCACCUCUUCCGCCACCAGUACUUUGCCCCUGUGGUGGGGCUGGAGGAGGUGGAGGCUGAAGGUGCAACUGGCCCAGCCCUGGCCCCGCUGCCACCACCAGCCAAGACCCUGGAGCUGCUCAACCGGGAGCCUGGCCUCAGCUACUCCCACCUCUGUGAGCGCUACAGUGUCACCAAGAGUACCUUCUACCGCUGGCGGCGGCAGUCCCAGGAGCACCGGCAGAAGGUGGCUGCCCGCUUCUCGGCCAAGCACUUCCUGCAGGACAGCUUCCACCGUGGGGGUGUCGUGCCCCUGCAGCAGUUCCUCCAGAGGUUCCCCGAGAUCUCACGCUCCACCUAUUAUGCCUGGAAGCACGAGCUGCUGGGCUCUGGCACCUGCCAGGCCCUGGCCCCCAAGGAGGCACUGGCGAUGGAGGAGCUGGAGACGCUGCCGGAGGAACAGGUCACCGAGGGGCUCGGAUGCUCGUCACUGGCGGUGUCCAGCCCUGGAAUGGUCUUAAUGCAGCGGGCCAAGUUGUACCUGGAGCACUGCAUCUCCCUGAACACACUGGUACCCUACCGCUGCUUCAAACGCAGGUUCCCUGGCAUCUCCCGGUCCACCUACUACAACUGGCGCCGAAAGGCCCUCCGAAGGAACCCCAGCUUCAAGCCGCCACCAGCCCUCUUGGUGGCCGGGGUUCCCCAGCCUGCAUCUGUUGGGGAAGAGGCCCUACUCCCUUGGAAGGGUGAGGUGGAAGACAGGGCAGGGAAAGCAGCAGGUGGGGGGCCACCUGCCCCCCGGGAGUUCCUGCCCCUGAGGAUGCCCCUGUCCCGUUGGCAGAGGCGUCUGCGCAGGGCUGCCCGCAAACAGGUGCUGAGUGGGCAUCUCCCCUUCUGUCGCUUUCGCCUCCGCUACCCUAGCUUGUCACCCUCCACCUUUUGGGUUUGGAAGAGUCUUGCCCGGGGCUGGCGCAGAAGCAUGUCUAAGCUUCAGGUACAGGCCCUGACCUUGGGCAAAGCGGGGGUGCAUGGGGCAGGGGAGAAGCAGGAGAAAGAAUCUGGUAGGAAUGUGACAGCUGCCAUGGCCCCACCUGCAGGGACCCUGCAGGUGGGGGCUUCUCCAGGAGAGGAUCCAGGGAAGGUCCAGGGAGGGCCUUCCAGAGACGGGGUCCUGCCAGGGGGGGCCGUGGCCCAGAGCCGGCCCCACAGUGGGUCCCUGUCCAGCCGUCCUGUGGUGGCAGCGGCAAGUGGCAGGGACGGCCAAAUGCUGGUGAUGGACAUGCUUGCCACCACGAAGUUCAAGGCCCAGGCCAAGCUGUUCCUGCAGAAGCGCUUCCAGUCCAAGAGCUUCCCCUCCUACAAGGAGUUCAGUGCCCUCUUCCCCUUCACUGCCCGCUCCACCUACUACAUGUGGAAGCGCGCCCUCUAUGAUGGCCUAACCUUGGUUGAUGGCUGACAGGGAGGUGUGAAUGGGGCGGGGAGAAAGGGGGGCCAGUUUAGAGAGGGUCGGGGACCUGAGUUGCUCCCUGGCUUGGCCAGGAUGUCCUUUGUUCCGGCUCCCACAGUAUCUAUCCUGAAUGCAAGGGGAGAUUUGUGUUUUAUGGCUCCAGGGCAGAGAGAGCCAGAAAUCAGCCAUCUGGUCCUCUGCAGAGAGCUGCAGGACCAGAGAUGUUCACUUCAGUUGUUUGCCGUUCUUAUUUUUAUUGUUGUGUCUUGGUUUUAGUUUUUUGUUUUGAUUUAAGGGGGUUGGCUGGGCCCCCUUGCUGGUGUUGGAAGCUGUACGUGUGUGGGGGUCUGGAGGGGGGUUGGUUAGCUAAUGCUGCUUUCAGCUAUUCCUGGGGACAAAAAGAGUAUUAUAGCAUGGCCAUCUGUCCCAGUGGGCAGAAUAUAUAUAUUCAGUUCCUUUUGGCGGUUGGCACUGUCCUUACUCAAGAUGGUGCCUAAAGGAACAUUAGACAUCAAGUGUGGAGCGGGUCAGUGGCUUCUGUCUGACACUCCCAAGGGAGAGGGUGCCAGGCUUGGCAUGAGCAGAAGCAGGGAUGUAUAGGCAGAAUCAAGGAUGGCCUCUAAGAGAAGACCGUGAGCUGGAUCACUGAGGGGCUGGCCUGUCCCUUGCAAGGAGUAUGGUAAGGGGCGGGGGGAGAGGGCCUCGAGUCUCUGCUUACUGGUGCUUGGCCAUGUGCUGUGGACCCUGCAGUCCUCUGCCAGCCUGGCUGGCUCUUGGGGACCAAAACGGGGGCAUCUUUCUGCAGAGCAUCUCCUCAGAGACUGCCCCAUCUUCCGUGAGGGACCAUACAGCAGCCAGGCAGAUGAGAGACUGAAUUUGCAUUGUCCAAGAGUGAAGCUGGAAAACCAAAGAAAUAAAGUGAUGUGGUGCCCACA
Messenger RNA from Diceros bicornis minor, 3839 nucleotides. RefSeq names its product vertebrae development associated (gene VRTN). NCBI's taxonomy places the organism in Eukaryota, Metazoa, Chordata, Mammalia, Perissodactyla, Rhinocerotidae. Gene Ontology annotation, cellular component: chromatin. The transcript has 3 exons. Gene Ontology annotation, biological process: regulation of transcription by RNA polymerase II. Bases 793 to 2913 code for a protein of 706 amino acids. The record is from RefSeq and is a predicted model, not a curated record. Gene Ontology annotation, molecular function: sequence-specific DNA binding.